This is a messenger RNA of Blastomyces gilchristii SLH14081, 2498 nucleotides long. RefSeq names its product MFS transporter. Gene Ontology annotation, molecular function: transmembrane transporter activity. The transcript is spliced from 6 exons. The record is from RefSeq and is a predicted model, not a curated record. Gene Ontology annotation, biological process: transmembrane transport. NCBI's taxonomy places the organism in Eukaryota, Fungi, Ascomycota, Eurotiomycetes, Onygenales, Ajellomycetaceae. Bases 224 to 1960 code for a protein of 578 amino acids.
ACAUUUCCCCCUCGUUUCAAUUUCCUCGCCCAUAGACGAUGUUUGUGUGUUCCUGCUCAUCCAAGAAUUUAUGUUGAAUUCCAUAGAUCUCUUCAAUGCAAUCCAUCUCAAAUUCUAGAACCCGAAGCUGUGAGCCCUCACGCUUGAAUUACAGCACUUUCUUUAAUUUGCCCAGCGCAAAACAUAUAUAACUAUUUCUGUCCAACUCCAACCAGCAGCCAUCAUGGAUCCCAAGACCCAAAAGCCGAAGCUGCCGGUGCAGCAAUUUAUUGUAUUGUCAAUAUGUCGAUUCGCCGAGCCUGUUAUUUUCACCUCCGUAUUUCCAUAUCUUCCCGAAAUGAUACGCAGCUUAGGAGUCAGCGACAACGAAGUCGCCAAAUGGGUCGGAUUGACCUCUGCAAUAUUUUCAGUGUGCCAAGGCCUAACAGCCGUAGCGUGGGGUGCGGUAUCUGAUCGAAUCGGUCGAAAACCAGUCAUCAUAUCUGGUCUCUGCAUCACAAUGUCUUUUAGCCUAUUGUUUGGUUUCUCAACCUCACUACCCAUGGCUAUCCUGGCACGAGCCUGUGUUGGAUUGGGCAAUGGGAAUGUGGGCAUUAUCCGGACCAUUGUCGCAGAACUAGUUCCCGAGAAGGAACUACAGCCCCGUGCUUUCAGCUUAAUGCCGCUGGUGUGGACGAUUGGGAGCAUAUUCGGCCCUGCAUUUGGCGGGGCGCUGGCUGACCCUGCUAAGAGGCACAAGGAGCAAUUUGGCCAUAGCAAGUUUUUCAAGAAGUACCCCUAUGCGUUGCCCAAUAUGGCUGUGUCUGUUUUCUUUAUUAUUGGGAUACUCACAGGCCUGUUGUUUCUUCAAGAAACCCUCGCAUCGAAAAGGGGUCAUCAAGAUUGGGGCUUGACUUUGGGGAAAAUGCUCACAAGACCGUUUGAGAGACGAAAGGAGCAGAAGACCGCUCGUGGCAUCGUGGUAAACGAAGAAGAUGAGACCACACCGCUCCUCACUUCUCGCGAGCCUCAGGCGCAGCAAGGCAGUAAAAAGAGCGACUCUCCAAACUUGCCAUGGUCACAAAUAUUGAUUCCCCAGUCAAAUCUCGUUUUGCUUGCUUAUGCCACUAUGUCCAUGCACACUGUGGCAUUCGACUCCGUAUUCACCGUAUUUUUAAACCAUAAGUUGCAGGACUACGGAAACAACCCGGACGUGAAUCUGCCGUUCAAGUUUUCUGGCGGUUUCGGUAUCGACGCCCAACAAAUCGGAAUUCUUUACACUAUCAACGCCAUAAUCGGCAUGUUAACCCAAUUUUUCAUAUUCCCGCGCGCUGCUCACCGUUAUGGGGUUCUCAACUGCCUCAAAGUCGUUUCCGUAAUAUUUCCAAUGACCUAUUUUUUGACGCCUUUUACUGUGCUCUUCCCCUCCAACGCCUCCCGCCAGAUAGCAGCAUUCCUACUUAUGUGCUCUAAACUUGCCUGUGUGGUGUUCGCAUUCCCAUGCUCCAUCAUCUUGCUGACGAACUCCGCCAAAAGCAUGAGUAUUCUUGGUAGCUUGAACGGUGUUGCCACAAGUGCGUCUGCGGUAGGAAAGGCGAUAGGUCCAGCGAUCCUCGGAGGAACCUUUUCGCUAGGCGUUAAGAAAGGGUAUAUGAUUUUACCCUGGUGGACUUUGGCGUUCAUAGCGAGCCUGAGUGCGUUGCCGGUAUUUUGGUGCAAGGAGAAUGACCAUUUUAGUGAGAGCGCAGAUACGGAUGGGGACGAUAAUGGACUUGUUACUGCAAAUGGAAAUGAGGUAGAGAGGGGUGAGGCAUCCCAUUACCAGGAAGAUACCGAUGGAGAAACUCGAGGAUGGGAAGACCGCGAGACUUUGAAGAAAGGAAAUGCUGGUGGUAAUGGCUUUGUUCGAUCAGAUCAGCAAUACCAUAAGGGCGGGUUGGGAGGGCGGCGUGCGCACGAAAACGGACAGGAGGACGACUGACGGGACAGGGGGGAUGCUUGACCGUCGACAACUCGUCGCCAUUUCUCAAACCCGAGGGGCAGGUUUGCUGAAAAGCAAAGAUCGGAGGCUGCUCAAGCGGUAUACUACCUCCAUGCGUCGUCGCUGGAGGGAAGUCGAAAAAAUUACUAAAUAGUUGACUCACUGGCUGCGGGGUAGGAUUGAGUCACACCUGAAAACCCAUGAGCGAACGAUACAAUCUAACGAAACGAGAUUUUAAGAGCAUGGCCGUCUUGAUGUACUGACGACGUUAUACCUAGGCACAUGAACGACCUUUGAUAUACUGUCGGUGUCAUUGACAGCUGAAAGAUUAGAGAUUUAACUAGAAUUGAGUAGCUUUGAUGUUAUUAGUGAGAAACUUUUUUUUUUGUCUCACAUAGAGCGACUUGGUGAAUAUAUACACGGCAUCAGUGUUUAUACGGCAUACAAUUGAUGCAGGAAAUGUGCAGUAUGAUUGUUUAUGUACUGCUAAAAUAAUUAAUAAUAAUAAUAAUAAGAAGAAUAAUAAGAAUAAUAUUAA